Molecule: messenger RNA, 1357 nt
Organism: Acipenser ruthenus (sterlet)
Lineage: Eukaryota; Metazoa; Chordata; Actinopteri; Acipenseriformes; Acipenseridae
Gene: exosc6
Product: exosome component 6
Exons: 1
Coding region: 334-1203 (289 amino acids)
Biological process (GO): poly(A)-dependent snoRNA 3'-end processing; nuclear mRNA surveillance; U4 snRNA 3'-end processing
Cellular component (GO): cytoplasmic exosome (RNase complex); nuclear exosome (RNase complex); nucleolus
Source: RefSeq, a predicted model, not a curated record
UGCGGAAGGUGCGGCAGUAUUGGUACUCCUGCUGAUUCAACAGGGCAGACCAGCUACCGUGAAUCUCUGCAGGACCUAACUGCAUUGUAGAUAAUCUGUCAAAAUGCGUCAUAAAAUUAAAUAAAGGCGCCAGUGAUAUAAAUAUGUGAUUUCUACUAAAUGUAAAUUCUAAAAUAUUGGGGUAUACUUAUUGCAACAGAAACUACUACCAAUAUGAAGGGAGGCUGGGGCAAUAAUGGAACUGUUUGAACACUCCAGCCCACUGGAUGGCGCUGUGAUUUUAACGUUUUGGAUUUAAACCUACAUCUUUUCUCCACGUGUUUUUAUAUAUCUAUGGUCAAAGAGGUUGCGUUUCAAGUUGAGCGGGCCAUGCCGGUGGAUACUAAGCGAGUUCGUGGACCAGAGGAAUCCCAGUCGCCCUGGCUGUUCGUGCAACAGAGCCGGGGGCAACCGACUCGGGUCCCCCAGACAAGAGAGUCAGAAAGACGGGCGGACGGCAGGCGGCGGGGCCAGGUGGAUGCGAGGCCGAUGUUUGCUCGCUGCGGACUGGUGAGCCAGGCCAAGGGCUCUGCCUAUAUCGAGGCCGGGAACACCAAGCUGAUCUGCUCUGUGUAUGGACCGCGUGAGACGGAGAGGAAAGACGAGCUGGACAUGAAGGCGGGCAGGCUGGUGUGCGCUUUCCGACUCGCUCCCUUCUCUUGCGCGAAACGGUGCCCAUGGAUCCAGGGCAGCCAGGAGAAAGACCUAACCCUGAGCCUGCAGGAGAGCCUGCAGCCCGGGGUUUGCCUGCACAAGUACCCGCGGUCGCAGAUCGAGGUGAACGUGCUGGUUUUGGAGAAUGACGGCUCUGCUCUGGCACACGCAAUCACCUGCGCCUCCUUGGCUCUGGCCGAUGCCGGAAUCGAGAUGUACGACUUGGUCCUCGGAUGCUCGCUAAGACAAGACGGUGCUGCGUAUUUGCUCGACCCGACCUGCAGCGAGGAAAACGGGGACGAGUCGACUGAGAACCAAGGGAGCUUGACUGUGGCGCUGCUACCCACCCUAAACCAGAUCUCAGGGCUGCUGUCCACCGGGGAGAUGAAGGAGGAGACCGUGGUGGGAGCCGUCAGAGCCUGCGUCGAGGGCUGCCAGCGACUGUACCCUGCAGCCCAGCAGUGCUUGCUGAAAUCGGUGCGGCGGAAGGUUCCUGCCCCGCAGAACUGACGCGGUUCGGGGGCCGCUGAAAGGCACGACGGUGACUGAAAAACUGGCAGCAGAAAUCCAGUCCGCAGUGAAUUCAUGUACUUUUGUUUUUCAUUGUCAAAAAAUCUAAUCUUUGUGCAUUUGUUAUUAAAAGUAUUUUAGAACUAAAUCUCUA